Messenger RNA from Rana temporaria (common frog), 2784 nucleotides. RefSeq lists its product as uncharacterized. The coding region runs from base 374 to 2614 and encodes 746 amino acids. Lineage: Eukaryota; Metazoa; Chordata; Amphibia; Anura; Ranidae. Gene Ontology annotation, molecular function: protein binding. The transcript is spliced from 19 exons. The record is from RefSeq and is a predicted model, not a curated record.
AGCAGACAAAAGAGUGUGGAAACGAGUUCCCAUAGAGACAACAGCAGGAAAUAAUACAAUGUCCCAAACACAAGUUGAAAGCAACAUGUCGUCCCCAACAAAAAGAAUGUUGAGAAGAGUCUGAGGCAGGUAAUGACACUUGAUGACACCGCAAUGGACUUUUACUGCGCAUACAGUACAUUCCAGGAUGUCCUACCUGGUCUAUUCUAAUGAUUACGGUAAUUUGUGGUGAAAAGCGACCAAUAUUCUGCGGAUGAUCACUUUCACAGUACCCGCUCGUGUCAGAGGACCAUUUAUUGGAUAACUGCCAGUUCAUUUCUCCAAUCUGUGAACAGGCAACAAUUUGGAUGAAUGUCAUACUGGAGCUCUCACCAUGGCAAUGCAGAAACACAUUAGUGUGCGAGACUGCCACCUACGAUCCAUUACAGCGCUUGGGUACCACUCAGCGAGGCGAGAAUUUCUCACAGGCUUUGAAGAUGGAGUGAUCAAAUGGUGGGAUCUGGACAGUGGCAAUUUGUCUCAGUCAGCCUCUAAACAUUCAGGAAUGGUCACUAAUCUGUUGUAUUGGGCAGAUACAAAGCUCAUUUUCUCCUCUUCCAAUGACGGUACACUUAUUGUAUGGACCUCUGGAGCAGUUGUAUUGGAUAAAAUCAAGCUAGGAAGUCCAAUUUUUAGCAUUGCCAUCAAUUUUCGCCGUCAUUUGUUAGUGUGUGGAUUUAAAACUCACCUUACAAUCUACCCACUAGAUGAGCAGAAAACCUGUGGACAUGUCAUCAACCUAAAGAAGAGCUUUUCUGACCAUCAGCAUGUAGACAUUGUAUCAUGUAUCGUGUCAUUGGACAGUCAGAUCUUCACAGUAGGAUACGACAGAAAGUUUUUGAUAUUGGACACAUAUCAGACCCCAGAAAAGAUUUGUCUUAGAGCUGUACAUUGUAAUUCCCGUGCUCAUGAUGCAGGAAUCACUCACCUUCUACUCAUCCGUGACCGGGAGUGUACAAGGUUUUUGACAGGAUCUUUUGACCGCACAGUUGGGGUUUGGUCACAAGAUGGUCAGCUAAUCCAGAGGCUUCGCCAGUUUUCAGGUGAAAUCACUGGUAUGUGUUACAUGGCAUCGGUGAAGGCCGUGUGGAUUACCAGUGGGAACAGUCAACCACUUGUUCUGGACCCACGAUCUGGGGACGUAAUAUCUGAAUUUGUGGAUACUUUUCAAAACCAAGAGCACAGUCCACAAAUAAAGCAGCUGGUAUGUCUACCUGAGACAAGUCAUGUGAUUGGAUCCACUAAGAAUAAUCAAGUUAUAGUGUGGAAAUAUCACAAGAUAGGCUGUGUUGCUGUAUUGCAUAGCAAAAACCCUCUGGAAUGUCUGUCAUAUACUGGAAAAAAAAUUCUUCUUCUUUUCACUGGGGAUAGCAGUGGCAUGGUGGAGAAAUGGGAAAAAAAUGAUUCCUCCCCAUGUGUUUACAGCAAAGAGUCAUAUCGCAUAGAAGACAGCAGGCCUGAGUGGAGGGGGCUGCGUUGCUUACAACAGAAACAAAAAACAAACCAGAGCAAGAGACCACAGUCAAGGCUUCAACGGCCAGGAACAGCUGGGAUACUGAGAAAAGGCACAAUGCUCAAUAAUGGGAGAACUAGUAGCAUAAAGUCCUGCGGAUACACAAAGUCUGUGUUCUCAGAUGAAAUGGAUCUCCUGGUCAUGGCUACAGAAAAUGGAGAGAUUUAUUUAUGGGAGUUUGAUGAUUCCAUCUCAGGUCCAGUUCCUGAGGAUAAUUCAGAUGUGGAUGAAAACCAGCAGAUCAUGGAGAAAUAUGAAAUUCUAUUGUCUCAAGGCUCUCUAACAGAGAGUCAGCCAACACAAAAGAACACAAAGAUAUUGAACAAGCACUUAGCAGGUUUCACUUGUAAGAAGGUAUUGGCUGGCCACUUUAAGGCAGUCACAGCUCUAGCUAUCGUUGGGAAGGAAAGUGGUUUCUCCACAGUGUAUUUGAUGAGUGGUGGAUGGGACUGCAGAAUCUGCAUAUGGGACCUACAUUCCUGCUCACUUAUAGAAACAUUCUCCAGACCAGAAAUGGAUCACUGGAGUGAACAAAAAGAAAAGGCCUGUGAUGGAGUCAUUUUGGAUAUGUGUUACUGUCCAAAAAGGAAAGAAUUUGCCUAUUCCUCCAGUGAUGGAAAAGUUUACAUACGUCAUUUUGGAGUAGCCAGUUCUGAAAUGACCCUUGUAAAUAUUCUAAAGGGACACGAAGCAGAGGUCACCACAGUUGUGUGGCAUCACCUUGUAGACAAGUGGAUCACUGGCUCUGAAGAUGGAACCAUUAGAAUAUGGGGUGCAGAAGGAGCUCUAUGUGAGAAGAUCCUGCAUACUAAAGGAGUUGUUACUUGUAUCUGCAUUGACCAGAUGAAUGGAUGCAUUGCUGCAGGUGUGCAAGAUACAAUCAGGGUUUAUGAUCCAGACUCUCUACUGCAGGUUCAGUAUAACACUGGACAUACAGACCUUAUCCGGUCCCUCAUCCACAUUCCAGAGAUGAAGCAGUAUGUUACAGUGUCAUGGGACAAGACAGUGAGAAUAUGGAAAGCUUAUCACAAGGUCAACAACCAGAACAAUUCAAUGCCUUGAGCUACUAGAUCUACAAACCAAUACACUUCUGGGGUUACAUGAUCUUUAAAAAUAUACUGUUAUUGUAUUGGAUUAUACAGUAUGUAUUUUAAUUGCAUGUAUUGCAAUCGUAGAGUGUUUGGACUCUAAAAACUCUACACUUAUUCAGUUUAUUAUAACAAUUCUUUUAA